CUUCCAAGGUGGAAGCUGGGUCCCACUGCCAGGAAGCGGCCGGUGCCCGGGCGGCAGUGGACUCGGCCUCCACGUGCGCGCCUGCCCCGCUGCCCCGCCCUCUUCCCGGUGGCCGGGCUCGGGGACUCCCUGCCCGCGGACGGCGCCCCUCGUCCCGCGGUGGCCGUGGCUGGGACGUCCGCGCGCGGCCGCUCGCCGCGGGAUCACGCUCCAGCUCUCGGGGCCCGACGUGCCAGGAGCCGCGAGCCCAUGGAGGGUCUGGGCCGCUCGUGCCUGUGGCUGCGCCGGGAGCUGUCGCCCCCGCGGCCGCGGCUGCUGCUCCUGGACUGCCGCAGCCGCGAGCUGUACGAGUCGGCGCGCAUCGGCGGGGCGCUGAGCGUGGCCCUGCCCGCGCUGCUGCUGCGCCGCCUGCGGCGGGGGAGCCUGUCGGUGCGCGCGCUCCUGCCUGGGCCGCCGCUGCAGCCGCCCCCGCCCGCCCCGGUGCUCCUGUACGACCAGGGCGGGGGCCGGCACCGGCGCGGGGAGGCCGAGGCCGAGGCCGAGGAGUGGGAGGCCGAGUCGGUGCUGGGCACCCUGCUCCAGAAGCUGCGGGAGGAAGGCUACCUGGCCUACUACCUACAGGGUGGCUUCAGCAGAUUCCAGGCCGAGUGCCCUCACCUAUGUGAGACCAGCCUUGACAGCCGUGGGGGCCCAAGCACAGCCCCGGUGCCCAGCCCAGUGGUGGGGCUGGGCGGCCUGUGCCUGGGCUCCGACUGCUCCGACGCGGAAUCCGAGCCCGACCGUGACUCCAUGAGCUGUGGCCUGGAUUCGGACGGUGCCACGCCCCCCCCAGCGGGGCUGCUGCCGUCCUUCCCCGUCCAGAUCCUGCCCAACCUCUACCUGGGCAGUGCCCGGGAUUCGGCCAACGUGGAGAGCUUGGCCAAGCUGGGCAUCCGCUACAUCCUCAAUGUCACCCCAAACCUGCCUAACCUCUUCGAGAAGAACGGCGACUUUCACUACAAGCAGAUCCCCAUCUCGGACCACUGGAGCCAGAACUUGUCCCAGUUCUUUCCGGAGGCCAUCGCGUUCAUCGAUGAGGCCUUGUCCCAGAACUGCGGGGUGCUCGUUCACUGCCUGGCGGGCGUCAGCCGCUCCGUCACCGUCACCGUGGCCUACCUCAUGCAGAAGCUCCACCUCUCGCUCAACGACGCCUACGACCUGGUCAAGCGGAAGAAGUCCAACAUCUCGCCCAAUUUCAACUUCAUGGGGCAGCUGCUGGACUUUGAGCGCAGCCUGCGGCUGGAGGAGCGGCGCGCCCGGGAUGGGGGCAGCGGCGGGCAGGAGUCGGCCGCCUCUGACCCGCCCUCCUUCUUCACCACGCCGACCAGCGAUGGCGUCUUUGAGCUGGACGCCACAUAGGGCCCCGGGCCACCCCCCAGCGGGUGCGCCCAGCCCAGCCACCCGCGUGCUGGGGAAGAGGCGGGAGGGGGCUCGGCCUGGGGGGGCGAGGGAGAGCACAAUACCUCAUGUGGAGCUGUGGGACGAGGCAGGAGCCGGGAGCCCCUCCGGGGUGGCGGUGGGGACAGACCUGUCCUACCCACUUGAAACAUCCAUGGGAAUCCUAUUAAACGUGCCUAUGGGCCGGGCCUGGGGCCGCCGGCCUGACCCGCGCUGCUUGUGGGCGGAACCCCGCUCCAGAACCUGCCUCUUCUGCGACUGUUACUUUUUCCUUCGGGGGGCGGGGGUGGGGAUUCCCAUCCCCGGGGACCCUUCCAGGUGGCUGCCGGUUCCCAGGACCCAGGCCGUGUGCGCUCGGCCAGGCCCCGAGCCCCCUGUGGUUUCCCCUUUCAGGGGGGCCGUGGGCCUGUUCCGGCCACCUCGUUUGCCCCAGGGACCGACUCCCAGUCCCACCCCUCUUCCCAAAUGGCUACUUAUGGGGAGGGGUGCACCGCCGCCACCAGCGUAGUCACCCCCUGCUCCUCCGCAGAGGGCUUGGCCUCCUGGGACUGGGGGCCUCCCCGGGGACAUGGCCUUGGAGGCGCAGCCGCCACCCAGCGUCUGCAGGGACAGCCCCUUUCUGGCUGGCUCCUUGCUGGGCAGCGCUAGAGGGGAGGGCGCCGGCCUGGGAGCCGCUGGGCGGUUCCCGGCCACACAUCUGGCGCCCUGACUGUUUAUCCACUUGACAUUUGAAAAGAUGCUUUUUUUCCUCUUCCCCCAGAUGUCUUGACAGGAUCACUGGGGCUCUUUGUGACUGAGGGUGGUCAAACUGCCGCCGGAGGAGAUGGGGUCUCAAAGCAAGAGCUGGGGGUGGGGGAGGGGAAGAAGAAGGCCUGGAUUUUGCUGCUGUGGGUCCCACACAGCCGUGGUUGGUUUGGGGGGCGGGGAAGGGGCCGAGCCGCACACACACACGGUCAUUCAUUGCAGUACAUACCCCUCAUGGGCGGCGUGUGUGCGUGUGUGUGUGUCUAUGUGUCAACACUCACACACACACCAGCCCGCUUACGGACCCGGCCCAGGGCCGGCAGUCCCCGCAGCAGGGCCAUCUCAC
This is a messenger RNA of Balaenoptera acutorostrata (minke whale), 2527 nucleotides long. It is a transcript of the gene DUSP9, whose product is annotated as dual specificity phosphatase 9. Bases 250 to 1398 code for a protein of 382 amino acids. Gene Ontology annotation, cellular component: cytosol; cytoplasm. Gene Ontology annotation, molecular function: protein tyrosine/threonine phosphatase activity; MAP kinase tyrosine/serine/threonine phosphatase activity. The transcript is spliced from 4 exons. Gene Ontology annotation, biological process: protein dephosphorylation; negative regulation of MAPK cascade. NCBI's taxonomy places the organism in Eukaryota, Metazoa, Chordata, Mammalia, Artiodactyla, Balaenopteridae. The record is from RefSeq and is a predicted model, not a curated record.